Molecule: messenger RNA, 1137 nt
Organism: Exophiala xenobiotica
Lineage: Eukaryota; Fungi; Ascomycota; Eurotiomycetes; Chaetothyriales; Herpotrichiellaceae
Exons: 2
Coding region: 109-1047 (312 amino acids)
Source: RefSeq, a predicted model, not a curated record
UCCGAGUUCUACAGGUGAUUCCGAGUCGUAUUUACAGACACAUCGUCGCAAGGCACCGUGUUGCCCGACUGAUAUUGUCUGAAUACUCGAGCACCCUACUCAUUAAUCAUGGCAAUCACUUAUCCCCCUGUUCACACUGUCGAACGCAUCGAUCGAUCAGACAUCGAUGGAAUAAUCAAAGCCAUUGCCCAUAACGGUUGCUGCAUUGUAAAAAACUUUACCGAUGCUGCGACUGUAGCAAAAGUCAACGAGGAGACACGCCCGUAUCUUGAUGCUGACAAGCCAUGGAAGGGAGAUCUGUUCCCACCAGAGACCCGAAGAUGUGCCAACCUGGCCGGACGAAGCAGGACGGCGCGAGAGAAGUGGCUCGUGGAUCCCUUACUCCGGGCAUGUAACUCCAAGUUUGUCGACAAGACGACGUCCAACUAUUAUGGUGAGACCGAGCACACGUACACGAGCCAAGCUGUGUGCACAAUUGCUGUCACUUUUGAGAUUGGUCCUGGCGGAAAGGCUCAGAGGCUCCACCGCGACGACAAGAAUUACCAUAUGUAUCACCCAGACCAGACCAAAACGGGUUAUCAAUUUGGGACCGAUGUCGAAAUGGCCUUUCUGAUUCCGGGAGUGAAAACCACCAGGGAGAACGGGGCGACAUUGGCUAUUCCUGGCAGUCACCUUUGGGAUUCCCGCCGAGUCCCGAAGAUUGAUGAAUCGGUUACUUACGCGGAAAUGGAAGUCGGGGAUUGUUGGAUCAUGCUGGGUGGGCUAUAUCAUGCAGGAGGUGCCAACAUCACCCAGGCCGAGAGAAGAAGCGUCCACGGCCUGUUCUUCUCGACGGGCUAUCUCCGCCAGGAAGAGAACAUUUACCUGGCCAACUCGGCUGAGGAGGUGUUGUCUUGGAGCCCAGAGGCACAAAAGGCCCUUGGAUACUCGCUGUCCAGUCCAAACAUCGGCUUUGUGGAAUUCAUACAUCCUUUGCAAUAUCUCAGAGGUGUCUGUCCGGAAGAUGGUCUGGGAGAUUUCGAUCCAUCACAGGAGAAGCAUCAGUGAUUGCAAGAUCUUUCAUAUAGCAGGCUUGGGUAGAAAUGUCAAAAAGCAUGACCAUACCGUAUGGACAUAGAGGACAUAGAGGACAAGCAC